AUGUACAGGGAGGAAGUAGAUCACCUGGUGGACUGGUGCAGACUGAAUAACCUGGUGCUGAACGUGGAUAAGACCAAGGAAAUGAUCAUUGACUUCCGGCGGACUCAGCCUGAGCAGGCUCCCCUCAGCAUCAGAGGCGUGGUGGACAACGUCCUGACACACUGCAUGUCCACUUGGUACUCCAGCUGCAGGAAGCCUGUUGUUGAAAGGACUCAGACCUUCUCUCAGGCAGAGGAGAAGGAUAACAUCACCAUCAGACUGGACAUUCAGACCCAAACCGACAUGUCUCUCAUCAGCCUUGUCUGUUUUUUCCGGUCAAACCUUCUUAAGGUUUUGUUUCGGUUGAUAAACGGCGUUGAGGUCUCAGAGUCUCAGCAUCAGCAGUUUGCAGGACGGGUUCAGUGGGACAGAGACGCUCUUGGAGAAGGACAAAUCAGACUUCAUGAGUCCAGACCCACAGCUGAAGACUCUGGAAGAUACUGGUGUGAUCAGGUUGGACAUGACAAGACCACGAAGCCAACAGUGCUGGAGACCUCUGAUCGAGACUGGGACAGAUUUUACUUUGACCUGCUGACUGAUAAGGAGGUAGAGUUAUUUACCACGUGAGCUGAUUCACCUGCACCAGUUCCAUCCCACACUGCCCUCUGUGGGAUCCUGUCUCACUUCUCACAGUCUGUGUCCAAACUGAUUCAAGGAAGCAACAUAAUUCAUGCUGUACAUAUUUUAAAGUGUCUAUUUACAUAUGUCCAGGACUGUAUUUAUAUAUCUCUAUAGGAGUGUGUGUGCCUUCCUGUCAGGCGGCUCCUUGAAUGUAGUUGGACCAUAAAUCACAGUGAACAUCAUGGUUACAGGUGUCAGGGUUGUGUGUUAGUGCAGCUCAGAGUGCAGACUGCUUCAAAAGC
Molecule: messenger RNA, 902 nt
Organism: Toxotes jaculatrix (banded archerfish)
Lineage: Eukaryota; Metazoa; Chordata; Actinopteri; Toxotidae
Exons: 3
Coding region: 1-606 (201 amino acids)
Source: RefSeq, a predicted model, not a curated record